This is a messenger RNA of Opisthorchis viverrini, 852 nucleotides long. RefSeq lists its product as hypothetical. The transcript is spliced from 5 exons. Lineage: Eukaryota; Metazoa; Platyhelminthes; Trematoda; Opisthorchiida; Opisthorchiidae. The coding region runs from base 1 to 852 and encodes 283 amino acids. The record is from RefSeq and is a predicted model, not a curated record.
AUGAAGGAUUCCGAGGAAUACACUCAUUUGCAAAUCUAUUUGGUUUUCACGAGACACGCAACUGAAUCUCUUCUUUAUGAUAGUCUGCGACUGAAUGUGCUGCACAAAGGUCGCUUCAUGAUUCAGUUGGCACGAUAUUCAAGAGAUCGCAGUAUAUUUUCAUAUAGGAAACUACUCGAGGACUGCACCGACCUGAUGGGCGAAACCGGUCGUGGGCUGUCGAAGAGUUUUCAGCAACCUUGUGAAAACGAAGGAUUCACUUUGGUUUCCCUUGAACGCAGUGUUACCACGUCGUGGGCUGUCGAAGAGUUUUCAGCAACCUUGAACUACGACUGUGAUAAACCUCGCGACAAUCAAUUUUCCGCAUGUCCACUGCAGAAACAGCUGGCUGCUACCAGCAAAGUUGCGUUUUCUGGAACCGUACUAAAUUCGGCAACUUGUGUGAUGCUCAAAGACAAUCUCUCUCAAGAACGGUUGGAUUAUGCUCAGGUAAUCAAAGCAAUUGAGCCACUGCUCAUUUUGGGACAGAAGCUCAAACCGAGGGAUGGGAACGGCGGGAAUAACGGUCGAGAAAUGCUUCCUGAUUUGUACCGUGUCUGUGUUCUUUUUCAGCGAAACCAACAACGCGGGCCGCGUAAGAUGCGGUUAAAUCGCCUGACAACUGAAAGACUGACGGCGAACUUAUCAGAAUCUCAUAACAGAGUCUCUUCCAGGUGCUAUCUCAUCAGAUGUGAAUUCAUACUGGGUCAAGAUCGCCACCAGUCUGCACAGCGCUGGAACUUUUGCUUCCGGCGCGGAGCUACCAGGCGUACUCAAGCACUGGAUAUCAGAGCGAAGAGUAGCAUUGCUUAA